Messenger RNA from Camellia sinensis, 3680 nucleotides. The record is from RefSeq and is a predicted model, not a curated record. NCBI's taxonomy places the organism in Eukaryota, Viridiplantae, Streptophyta, Magnoliopsida, Ericales, Theaceae.
AAAAUCUGGCUCUAGGACGGUUCAAUUGUGACCCUCUUCUCCACUGUUUUGCUCCUCUUCUUCUUUAUUUUCUGCAAAUAACUCUUUCUUCCCUUUUGCCGAAUCACUAUAUAUAUAUUUUUUUGAUCAGAUGGCCGAAUCACUAUUCACUUACAUUGUAUUGCAGCCUACAAUUGAUUUUGAUCUGUAAUCUUGGUUUUAUUAUCCAUGGCUUCUAAAAGAACCUUAGAUCAUUCUCCUUGUUUUCCAGCCCCCCAAAGGAGAAAAGUCUCUUCUUGUUUUGCUUCUUCCUCAUCUUUGACACAACCUCGCUGGAGCUAUGACGUGUUCUUGAGUUUCAGAGGUGAAGAUACACGCAAAAACUUUACUGAUCAUCUCUACGAGGCCUUGGUUCAAGCUGGAAUUCGCACCUUCAGGGAUGAUGACGAACUUCAAAGAGGACGUGAAAUUUCUUCGGAGCUGCUAAAAUCAAUCGAAGAAUCAAGGACCUCCAUCGUUGUUUUCUCAAGAAACUAUGCUUCUUCGAGAUGGUGCCUUGAUGAGCUCGUGAAGAUCAUUGAAUGCAAGAAAACACUUGGACAAUUAGUUCUCCCAAUAUUCUACGAUGUCUGUCCAUCUGAUGUACGGAAACAAACAGGGUAUUUUGGAGAAGCAUUUGGAAGACAUGAAAAGCGCUUUGUGGAUGAGAUGGAGAAGGUAGAGGUGAGGAGAGCUGCCCUCAAUGAAGCUGCUAAUUUAUCAGGCUGGGAUUUGCAAAAUGUUGCUAAUGGGCAUGAAGCAAAGUUCAUCCGAAAAAUUGUUAAAGAGGUUUUAUGUGAACUGAAACAUACAUUCCUAAAUGUUGCUAUGCACCCUGUUGGAAUAGAUUCUCGUGUUAAACACGUAAAGUCAUUGUUGAGCAUUGGAUCAGAUGAUGUUCGCAUGAUUGGGAUAUACGGCUUGGGUGGAAUAGGUAAAACGACCAUUGCAAAAGCUGUGUAUAACCAUAUUUACUUCCAAUUUGAAGGGAGUUGUUUUCUUGCAAAUGUUAGAGAAUGUGCAGAACAAUUCAAUGGUCUAUGUCAAUUGCAAGAACAACUUCUCUUUGAAUUAUUAGGGAUAAAGAAUCUAAAGAUUGGCAGUGCUGAUAGAGGAAUGAAUUUGAUAAAAGAAAGGCUCCACUCUAAAAGGGUACUCAUUGUUCUUGAUGAUGUGGAUCAAUUAAGUCAAUUAAAUACCUUGGCAGGAAAUCGCGAUUGGUUUGGUCCAGGAAGUAGAAUCAUUAUAACAACUAGAGAUGAGCACUUGUUGAAGGGACUGAAAGUAGAUGAAAGAUACAUGGCUAAGGAAUUGGAUCACGAAGAGUCUUUGCAGCUUUUCAGUUGGCAUGCCUUUGGCAAAACCAAUCCAUUAGAAAAUUAUGCAGAUCUUGCAAAUGGUAUAGUAAGUUAUGCUAGUGGGCUGCCACUAGCUCUUGAAGUUUUGGGUUCUUAUUUGUCUGCAAGAAACAUAGUAGAAUGGAAAAGUGCAUUUGAUAAGUUGCAACAAAUUCCUCAUGAGAAAAUUCAGGAAAAACUUAGGAUAAGUUUUGAUGCACUAGAUGAUAACAUAAAGGAUAUCUUCCUUGAUAUUGCAUUCUUUUUCAUUGGAAUGGACAGAGGCUAUGUCAUUACUAUAUUGAAUGGUUGUGGUUUCUUUGCAGAAAUUGGAAUUAGUGUUCUGAUGAGUAGAUGUUUACUGAGAAUUAGUAAAAACAAUAAGUUGAUGAUGCAUGAUCUACUUAGGGAUAUGGGGAGGGAGAUUAUUCGUGAAAAAUAUCCGAAGGAGCCUGAAAAGCGCAAUAGAUUGUGGUUUCAUGAAGAUGUAUGCUGUGUACUUGAAAAAAACAAGGGAACAGAAGCAGUUGAAGGAGUGAUCAUGACCCUACCCAUGUUAAAGAAGAUACAAUGGAGUAAUAAAGCCUUUGCUGGGAUGCCUAAGUUAAGAUUGCUUCGAAUAGAUCAUGUGUACCUUUGUGGAAAUUUUAAACAUCUAUUUGAAGAGUUAAGAUGGCUCUGUUGGCAGUACUGCCCAUUGGAGUCUUUACCAUCCAAUUUUCGUCCAGAGAAACUUCUUGUUUUAGACAUGCAAUUCAGUAGAUUUAAAACACUCUGGAUGGAUGGCAAGCAAUUCAAGAGCUUGAAAAUUUUAAAUCUUAGUAAUUCCAAAUGCCUAACAAAAAGCCCCAUCUUUUGUGCACUACCGAUGCUCGAUGAAUUACUGCUUGAAAGUUGUACAUGUUUAAUGGAGCUCCAUGAAUCAAUUGGGCUUCUAGAUAAACUUGUUCACUUGAAUUUGAAAGAUUGCAUGAACCUCAGGUAUCUUCCAGGCAGUAUCUGCAAGUUAAAGUCUGUUAAACAUAUAAAUCUCACUGGUUGUGCGAAACUAGAGGAGUUUCCAAAGCACUUGGGACAUAUGGAAAGCUUAACAGAGCUUCUUGCGGAUGGAACAGCCAUUAAACAACUACCUUUCUCUAUUGGACUACUGAAGAAUCUUAGGACGUUAUUGUUGAAGGGAUGUAAUAUGCAAUUGACAACUAAAUCCUGGUUUUCUCUCAUUUCAUCUUGGGUUUUACAGAGAAAAAAUGCUGACUCCAUAAGAUUUUUACCAUCCACUGUUUCAGGUUUGUGUUCCUUAACAAAGCUAGAUCUCAGUAAUCGCAAUCUGUCUGAAGGAGAUUUUCCAGUUGAUUUUGGGAGUUUAUCCUUAUUGCGAGUGUUGAAGUUAGACGGAAACAAUUUUCGUAGCCUACCAUAUGGCUUUAGUCAUCUAUCCAAGCUAGAAGACCUUGGGUUGGAUAACUGCACAUGUCUUCAAUCUAUCUCAGAUCUUCCUCCUAAUUUAUUGGACUUAUAUGCUUAUAAUUGUGCAUCACUUCAAAAAAUAUCCGAUCUAUCAAAAUUGAAGAAUCUAGUAGUGUGGUUGAGUAACCCCCAAUUUGAGCAGAUUCUCUCAAAUCGUUAUAAUGAUGGAAUGGAAGAUCCUCACCGUUUUCAAGGUGUACAAAUCAUUCCUCUGGACAGGCUCAACAAGCUCAGCAAUUUGCAAAAUCCCCUUCAGCAUCUUGUUGACAACUCCUUCCUCGUGAGCGACUCUUUCUAUACCGGUGGUGACUUGAGCCAACGUUUCCUCCAUCAAAUAAUAGGGUCUUCUUCGAUAUCCUUAGAAGUGCCAGUAGUGCAAGGGGAAGACGACUUCGUUGCAGGGUUCACUUGGGAAGUUGUUUAUUAUAGAUCUGGGGAUAAAGAAAGUUGCUCCAUGGAAUUAGAUAAUUUUCCACACGUCAUUAUUACUGAUAAAAUUAAUGGCAUCGAUUUUACUUAUACUCCAACCUUCUUCGGCAUCCCUGAGAGUUGUGCAAAUUAUCUUUGGGAAUGCCAUAUGUUUGUUGAAGAUUAUUUUGGGUAUAGAAUUAAAGGUGGUGAGCAAUUCGAGAUUUCUUUCAUUAUGCCGUCACCUAUUAAAGUUAAGCAAUGUGCGGUGGAUCUGAUUGUCUAUUACCAGAGCCACAUCACCUACCAUGGAUUGAGUAAGUACUGGAGGCCUCGUUCUACAGAUGACGAAGUAUGAUCAUGAAAAUUGUCACCAAAACAUCAAUUGUAAUGGGCCAUCUCACAUUUUCCUUUGAAUAAAUAUGAAUAAAUUACAAAUACAUUUGCUUA